This is a messenger RNA of Ananas comosus (pineapple), 2168 nucleotides long. Its product is annotated as F-box protein At2g32560-like. The transcript is spliced from 5 exons. NCBI's taxonomy places the organism in Eukaryota, Viridiplantae, Streptophyta, Magnoliopsida, Poales, Bromeliaceae. Bases 511 to 1659 code for a protein of 382 amino acids. The record is from RefSeq and is a predicted model, not a curated record. Gene Ontology annotation, molecular function: protein binding.
AAUUCUUCUUGUUUUCUCCUUCUCUCUUCUCACACAUUUUUUUUUCUACUUUCUUGGAUGAGAAACAAUAAUAAUAAGGCAACUGUAGCUGGAUGCUCCCAUGUUGAAGAUUCAAAAUGAGCUGAAUGGGGCCCACUUCCUCCUAUUUCCCUGCUUUGCUCUUCAAGAUCCCCUGUGAACCUCAUUGUUUGCUACUCCCUUUAUUAAAUAUUAUUCACAUUUGUGAUCUUCUGACACAAAACUGGCAUUAGUUACACCUAAUUUAAUCUCCACACAGCCACCCACAUCCCCCUCUCUAAGAAACCCUCUCUGUGAUUCUGUCAGAGACACACCCAUGUGCUUCAGAAAUAAGGCAUGCUCAAUUGUGCUCACUGCAUGAUUCAGCAAGCAGCAAAUAAAACCUUCUGCUCAUACUUUCUGUGUCAGUAAAAAACACCAAACAAAAGAAUCCAUUUCUUAUCAUUGUAGGGGCUUUUUUGAGCCAAACUGGGCUCUCCUCAGGAAUCUCUGAUGCUUUUCCCCCUCUCCCUCACACUCCCCAAAUGGGCUCAUGAGCUGAUGCUCCUCAUCUUCUUGCUUGUCCAAGAGCUUGCUCAUUCUCUGUGGCACUGGGUGAGGAGUCCCCUUGGGUUCUCACCAGCUGCUGUGUGUGCCAAAAUGAGGUGUGUUCAGAGAGUGGAGAAUGUGGCUGAGGUUGGAGUGGAGAGCUCAAUACUGGAUUUGCCUGAGUUGGCCCUGGAGUGUGUUCUGGAGAAGCUCCCCCCAGCUGCUUUGUGCAGCAUGGCAGGUGUUUGUAGAAAUUUCAAGGAGAGGUGCUGGAGUGAUCACCUGUGGGAGAGGCACAUGAGGGAGAAGUGGGGCCGAGUGCUCGGCCGAUCGGCUAAGAGAGAGUGGGAAUGCUAUGUUAGUUGCAGGAAGAACUAUUUACAAGGAGUUGAGAGGAGAUUGAGACCAAAGAGCUUGAUUGAGUCUAUUUCUUGCAUUUGGCCUCUUUCCUGGAUUAAGCCUCUGCUUGAUUCCAGUAGUAGUGAUAGGCCGGCCGCGACGAAUCCUUCGCCGAUCGACUCGAUAAUGUUCUGGUAUUUGGCGCUCGAGAGCGGCAAACUUUGGUUCCCUGCUCAGGUCUACAAUCGCGAGAACGGCCAUGUCGGCUUUGUGUUGUCGUGUUACGAUGCUCAACUAAGUUACGAUCGGCAAACAGACACCUUCUAUGCAAGGUACCCGCCGCAUGGGCGAAAGCCUGUUAAAAUGGAGGAAGGAAUAGAGUGGAGCAGGAUACGAGCUUCACCGGUUGAUACUUCUCCGCACGAUCUUCAUGUUUCUGAUUGUUUGAAUGACCUGAGACCAGGGGAUCACUUCGAGAUUCAGUGGAGGAAAAGCAAAGAAUUCCCAUAUGGAUGGUGGUACGGAGUCAUUGGUCAUCUGGAAUCAUGCGAUGAACGUGAGCAUCACUGUUGCUGUCAUAAAGACGAUACCAUUAUCUUAGAGUUCAAGCAAUAUGCUCCUGGUUCAAAAUGGAGGAAGAAAGAUAUAAGUCGGAAAAGCCAUCGAGAGAAAGGGGAGGAAACAGAUGGUUUUUAUGGGGGAAUCAGAAAACUCCAAAGAAAAGAUGAAAUUUCCAUUUGGAAAAGAUUUUGGCCAUGUGAAGUCUUGGAAUAGCCAUCUUAUUACCACUACUCUGCCCAACCCUAAAAUAGCUUUUAAUGCGUAGUUUUCGAUUGCGCCUUAUCGAUCAUUCACACCGCAGCGCUUCGGUAUGUGCCUACGCAUCCGGUACCUUCUCUCUCAUGAUUUAGAACACAGAAGAAAUUUUGGUAGACGCCCGCAGCCUAAAUAUUUUUAAUAGGCCGGUAGAUAUGAUGAAUUUACUCAUUUCGUGAGAUCUGCAUGUAGCUGAGUAAACCAUUCUGAUUCAAUGUAAAUAUUUAUUUUAGUUUCCACAUGAUUCAGUAGUAUUUUCGCUUUACUAGUCAUUUUCUGAUCUCAAGUAUGUAAUGAACAAAUAUUAAGCUCCAAUUCUUGUUUGACUAUAUACAUUUGUGAAACUCAGAUCUAUGCUGCGAUUGACGCAUAGUAAGAAAGGAUCAGAUCAUGUCAAAUUGUACAAUUCAGAUGGAAAUUGUUAUUUGAUUCUACUCCACAACAGAGGUGGUUGCUUGUCAAAUUCA